Messenger RNA from Emiliania huxleyi CCMP1516, 747 nucleotides. RefSeq lists its product as hypothetical. The coding region runs from base 1 to 747 and encodes 248 amino acids. The transcript has a single exon. Lineage: Eukaryota; Haptophyta; Isochrysidales; Noelaerhabdaceae. The record is from RefSeq and is a predicted model, not a curated record.
AUGCAUGCGGUUGGCAAGUCGGGCCGGGACGGCGUGUCCGCGCAGCCGGCGAGCGGGAGGUCGCCUGAGCAGAGCGGGAGCAUCAUUGCAGGCAGCUUGAGUGGAGACAGCACUGACGGAGAGAGUUCUCCCCCCGCAGAGCGUCGGCAGCGAGGCGUCGGCAGCCUCCGACGCGGCGCUCUCGUCAACGACGCCCCUGCCGGGAGGUGCAACAGCCGCGGCGGCUCACGGAGUCGAGCGAACGGCGGCGACGGCGGCGGGGGUGGCUGGGGCGGGCACUCGAGCGCCGCUGAGGGAGAGCGCCUUCCCCGCGACACCGACGCAAGGCGCGCGCUGACCGAGGCGUUCGGGGGAGGCGAGCCCGCGGAGCGGGGCUGUGCCUCCACCUUUCCCUCGCCAACGCAGAGUGAGGGCGCGCUUGCGGCGACGCUCCUGGCACAGACGCCGCCGCAGAGUGAGGCGGCAGUCGCAGGGGCAAGGCUAGCGAGCCCACCCGGUGCCGACCCGCUCUGCGUGCAGACGACAGACAGAAUGGACCAGCGUGAGGGCCAACCUGCCGGAUCGUCCGAUUUGAGCCGAUGCUCUGCUGGGUCGACCAACGCGACUGGCGGUGAGUGCGAAUCGGGCCGGUGGAGCCAGCCCGCGUCGCCAGGGACGCCGCUCACGCCGCCUCACGGAAACCCUCACUACACUGUGGUGGCUGGGAUGAAGUCUCCCUUUGGCAAAGCCUUUGCGAAUGGGAGCUGA